Molecule: messenger RNA, 819 nt
Organism: Symbiodinium natans
Lineage: Eukaryota; Dinophyceae; Suessiales; Symbiodiniaceae
Source: the annotation of a GenBank genome assembly
AUGGCGGAGAAGCCUGCCAAGCUAAAGGUCCCCAUCACCAGCCUCGACGGCAGCAGCUGCGAGCUCGAGCUUGACCCCGACGAGAAGCUGGAGUUCCUGAAGUCCAAGAUCUCGCAGGCCUUGAACCUGUCGCUGGGCCGGGUGUCCUUGGUCUGCGAUUCGAAGGUUUGGACCGACCCCAAUGCGCAGCUGAAGGACAUCUGGCAGGAAGGGUCGACUCUCACCUUGCUGAAGAACCCGAACUGGGACGUGGCGAGGCUCGACACGCUCAAAGCCAAGUUUGUCAAGCAUGGCAAGGUGGAGCAGGAGUCCCACGGAUGCCGCAAGCACGACGCAGCGCUGCCAGAGGGAUGCAAGCUUCCCGAGAUCCUUGUGGAGCUUUUGAAGAUGGGCGUCAAAUGGACCUUCAAAGACUUGUUCCAUUGCGAGAUGUUCGUGCUCACAGACGAUGCCAACAUGGACAUUUACGGUGACGAGGAAUGCCGCCAGGAUUGGCAGGAAGAGCAUGGCGAGGAUAGCUGUGCACACCCAUGGUGGGUUUGCAUUGGGAACUCCUCCGAGUAUGACUUCUACUACCUGAACACCAAAGAAUCUUCCCCGACCUUCGGACAGGUCAAGCGCAUCGUGAACAAUUGCGACGAGGAGACGGUCUAUACUGAGGCACCCUUCGACAACUACCUUGACGCAGUGGAGCGCUACGUCAACGACCAGGAGAAACUUGACCCGGAGGCAGAGGAGGAGGACGAGGACUACAAGAACUUCUCAGAGUACAAUAUCGAGCCGAACGGACGCAAGAUCCGGAAGAAGCUGAGAUUAUGA